CUGGAUUGCCAUCGCGUCUAUUGCAUCCACACUGUCCCUUUCAAAGGCCGUGGACUCUGAUGGGCACGUCAUUGAACCUAGCGACACGUUCACUGGUGAAUCUUUGAGCUUCCCCUUGCCUUUCAAAUGUGUGUUCAAGGCGCGUUCUACCCAGGCGCAGGCACUGAUAGACCCGGAACGGUGUUGAACGGGAAAUGGAAAGCCUGGAAAUUUUCGAAUAGCGACCUCACGAUGAUCGCCGAUCGUAUAACGUGGUAUUAUCUUACCGGCGGUUGUUAACCAGAAUUGCUUCUUGUCCUUUACCACCAUCAUCUAUGCAGUCUCCAAUACAGCUCAUUACUUCUGCUAUUCUCCACCUCUAUGCCUACAUCCAACGUCUGUUCUUCUACAUAUCUACUGUAACACGACCGUCACGUCUAACUCGCUCAAACGACACACCGUUUCUCUAUGACUCUGGCAUGAGCCUCAACGACCUCGAACGGGGACUCCAAGAUCUCCAGCCGACUACAUAUUCGCAACAAGACCGUUGCCAGUCCGUCAUGGACAUAUCCUGCGCCAACUCCAAAGUUAGCACCAAUGUCUCGCGCCCAUCCAGCACCACCGAAUGCGAACCACACAUUUCUCAUUUCGUCAAACAUCGUGACACUCUAGAUAGCACCAAAAGUAGCGACGCGCUACGACGCAGGAGCUAUUCUUUAUCCUAUUUCUCUCCUCCGGAACCCCGUAUACAUCAAAGGAAACGAAGCUCUACGGUUUGGUUCAAGAAGCCCGCCACGACUGGAGAUUACAAAAGGUUUUCCGACUACGACGAUGGUGAUGAUACGAACGUAGUGGCGCGAGUUCGCCGGGCGAUCGAAGAAUGCGCAGAAGAAGAAGACGUAAGAGCUAUCUUUGAUAGGCGGUCUGCUUGGGAUACUAUCAAGUCUGUUGUCAUCGACGAGGACGCUAUUCUGGAGGAGACAGAAGAUUCAUUCAGCAUGUGUUCCAGCUCUGUGCCUUCGACACCAGUACCACCAUCCCAAAGCGAAUCUACUCAGGGUUUGGAAUUCGCCAAAACCUCAGACACCUCAGAGCUCGCCUACACUAAUCAAGAUUCUGCCAUGGUUUCUUCCGUUAGCACCUUCGUCACAGGAUUCCCUACGUACAAGUCUCUCGACAACGUCUUAGCAGCGCUGGCUCUUCAAUCGACUGGGGAGGUCUCAUGGUCGGAUCUGGUAUCGUUCUCGGAAGGCAAUUGUAUUGAGAUACUGGAAGAAGGCAAAGUAGUUUCUCACGCAAACGGCUUCGGGUCGGCUAGAAGCGACGUGCCCUGGUCAGAUCUCUUGUCGUUAGAGCCGUAUGAUGGAUAGAAUUUUCCUUCCCUAUUACCAAGUUUCUACUAGUCAUCUUGAUAGAACGUAUAUUGAGCUGGAGAUAUUCAAUUAUAAUGCCUAGAAAUACAAGUGUUGGACGACUUGACGUAUACUAAAGUCCACGACGA
Desarmillaria tabescens is the source of this 1480-nucleotide messenger RNA. RefSeq lists its product as uncharacterized. The transcript has 3 exons. Bases 315 to 1349 code for a protein of 344 amino acids. Lineage: Eukaryota; Fungi; Basidiomycota; Agaricomycetes; Agaricales; Physalacriaceae. The record is from RefSeq and is a predicted model, not a curated record.